GUGGUGUCUUAGCUAUGAGCAUAUUUUUACAUCAAGCUGGUAUCCACAAGAACCGUUCCGGUGCCAUCCAGAGUGUCCUGUGUCUGUCCUUCUGCAGACGUUUCUCUUCGGAGAAACUAGAAUUGAUACCCCAAAGCAAGAAAGUAAAGGGGCCGCUCAGAGUUAUAGACAUCAUAUCCAGGAGUAGAAGUGUAACCAGUGUCCGUCAAAGCCAUCUUCGUCUCAUUCAGGACUUUCUGCAAACAGAUUCAGAACGAUUUAAUAAACAAAAUUUUGGGAAUGAUUUUGCUAGUUGGGAUUCAACUGGGGUUUCAGAUUUCUUUGAUGAAAUACUUGAAUCUUCUGUUGUGGAUAAAGAGAGGUCGAAGAAGGGUACGCAACAUGCAAGUUUUCUGUCGAAUGCUGUGAGUUCGUGUGCGUCUACCCGUGAUCUUCUCCGCGGUGUUCAGUACCAUUGCUUGGCAAUAACGACUGGAUUUGUUUCCAAUGUUUAUGUAGGGAGUUCUUUGAUCGCUCUGUACUGCAAGUGCGAGCAGAUGGAGAACGCCUAUAAGAUGUUCGAAGAAAUGCCUGUGAAGAACGUUGUUUCGUGGACAACGAUCAUUGCUGGCUUCGCACAGGAAUGGCAAAUUGACUUAUGUUUGCAGCUGUACCGUAUGAUGAGGCUGUCUGCAAUGAAGCCGAAUGAUUUUACAUUGACGAGUAUCUUGAGGGCCUGCACGGGUACUGGAGCUCUUGGGCAGGGGAGAAGUGCUCAUUGUCAAACAAUUCAAUUGGGUUUCUACUCAUAUACCCACGUUGCCAAUGCUCUCAUUUCAAUGUACUGCAAGUGUGGGAGUCUUGAAGAUGCAUUGUACAUAUUCAAGAACUUGCCUGGUAAAGAUAAUGUCUCCUGGAAUUCCAUGAUUGCAGGAUAUGCACAACACGGGCUUGCACAGCAGGCAAUUGAUCUGUUCGAAGAGAUGAAGAAUAAGAGUAUGAAACCCGAUGCCAUUACAUUUCUUGGAGUUCUUUCUUCAUGUCGUCAUGCAGGGCUUGUUGAGCAAGGGCGUUUGUAUUUCAAUUCAAUGGUUAAACAUGGUGUUAAGCCGGAGUUGGACCAUUAUUCUUGUGUUGUUGAUCUUCUAGGCCGUGCGGGAUUACUAGAAGAGGCUCGAAAUUUAAUUUUAAAGAUGCCAAUUCCUCCCAAUGCUAUUUUAUGGGGCUCCCUGCUUUCUUCGUGUAGACUACAUGGGAACAUUUGGAUUGGGAUACAGGCUGCAGAGAGCAAGCUGCUGCUGGAACCAGGAUGUGCCGCCACCCACGUCCAACUGGCAAAUCUAUAUGCCAGUGCAAAGCGCUGGGAUCAGGCAGCAAGAUUGCGGAAACAGAUGAAGGACAGAGGACUGAGAACAAAUCCUGGGUGUAGCUGGAUUGAAGUUAAGAACGAGGUUUACAGGUUUAGAGCUGAAGACAAGUCAAACAGUAAGGGGGCUGCAAUUGUUAGCGUUUUGGGUUGGCUGGUGGACCACAUGAGGAGUUUAGGUUAUGUGCCGGAGACUAGUGGGGAAGAAGAUGAUGAUGCUUUGCCAUCAGCAUUUCAAGUUCUGAACUAACCUAAAACGAUUCAGAGAAGCUCGCUGGUAAAAAACAGAUGAACAAUCCGUUCACGUCUACAAAGAACCUCCUCGGACAUCUAUUGAGAAACAGAGGGUCGAUUUUACCCGUGUCCAUGUCUAAUAAUAUUCAGCAAUAACACUUGCAUAUUCAACAAGAUUAGGCUAUAGACCACUUGACUAUGUCAGUUUCAACUCUGUUGAGGAAAGUGUGGAAGAAAAUCCCUAUGCUCCUUCACCCUCUGGAAUUGACACAUCAAUAGAGGUUAUACUUCUACGAAGUAGAAGAAAACAGAGUUCGUUCGAGGAAAAUCAAGAGCUGCCUGAAUUAUAACCCAUAAGGGGAAGUCUCAGUUGAUUUACGAGUUUAAUAUUUUAAAUUACAGAUGUAAAUGGGUAAGAAAGAUUGAAAAAAGAA
This is a messenger RNA of Rubroshorea leprosula, 2013 nucleotides long. Lineage: Eukaryota; Viridiplantae; Streptophyta; Magnoliopsida; Malvales; Dipterocarpaceae. The record is from the annotation of a GenBank genome assembly.